Molecule: messenger RNA, 2394 nt
Organism: Nerophis lumbriciformis (worm pipefish)
Lineage: Eukaryota; Metazoa; Chordata; Actinopteri; Syngnathiformes; Syngnathidae
Source: RefSeq, a predicted model, not a curated record
AUGUCGGACCCGGCGGCUCAGGCCCUGCAACCCCGGCUCCUCCAAGCCCAGUCGGCCGCCGGGUCGAGUGGGUCCGGUGCCGGUGCCGCCGCGGCUUCGGGUAGCAGCGACCCGGCCAGGCCCGGCCUGAGCCAGCAGCAACGCGCCAGCCAGAAGAAAGCUCAAGUUCGAGCCUUUCCGCGGGCGAAGAAGCUCGAGAAACUUGGCGUUUUCUCCGCCUGCAAGGCCAUUGACACAUGUAAAUGCAACGGAUGGAAGAACCCCAACCCCCCCACGGCUCCUCGGGUAGACCUGCAGCAACAAGCCGCCAGCUUGAGCGAGCCGUGUCGCAGCUGCGGACAUGCCCUGGCUGACCACGUAUCCCACCUGGAGAACGUGUCGGAGGAUGAGAUCAACAGACUGCUGGGGAUGGUGGUAGAUGUGGAGAACCUGUUCAUGUCUGUGCAUAAGGAGGAGGACACGGACACUAAGCAGGUCUACUUUUACCUGUUCAAGCUGCUGAGAAAGUGCAUCCUGCAGAUGAGCCAGCCGGUGGUGGAAGGCUCGCUAGGCAGUCCGCCCUUUGAGAAACCCAACAUUGAACAGGGCGUGUUGAACUUCGUGCAGUACAAAUUUAGCCACCUGGCGCCCAAGGAACGGCAGACCAUGUUCGAGCUGUCCAAGAUGUUCCUGCUGUGCCUGAACUACUGGAAGCUGGAGACGCCGACGCAGUACCGGCAGCGCACGCAGAAGGAAGACGGCACGGCCUACAAGGUGGACUACACGCGCUGGCUGUGCUACUGCCACGUGCCUCAGAGCAACGACAGCUUGCCGCGCUACGAGACCACGCACGUCUUCGGACGCAGCCUGCUCAAGUCCAUCUUCACCGUCACGCGGCGCCAGCUUCUGGAGAAGUUCCGCGUGGAGAAGGAUAAACUGCUGCCCGAGAAGCGGACGCUCAUCCUGACGCACUUCCCCAAGUUUCUGUCCAUGCUAGAGGAAGAAAUCUACGGGGAAAAUUCGCCCAUCUGGGAAGCUGACUUCACCGUGCCCGCCAGCGAUGGCGCACAGCUGGGGCAUCAGACGGUGAUCGGUCCGACGGCAGUUUCGGGCCCGUCCGCCCUCUCCAAGGCUCUGAGCGCGGCUUCGUCUCUCGGCGGUCUGGACGCGGCGUGUUCGGAGCCAAUUCUAGGCGAGAAGCGUAAACUCCCCGAGGCGCUGACGCUAGAGGACGCCAAGCGCAUCCGCGUGAUGGGCGAUAUUCCCAUGGAGCUGGUCAAUGAAGUCAUGAUGACCAUCACGGACCCCGCCGCCAUGCUGGGCCCCGAGACCAACCUCCUGACGCCCAACGCGGCCCGCGACGAGACUGCGCGUCUGGAGGAGCGUCGCGGCAUCAUCGAGUUCCACGUGAUCGGCAACUCGCUGUCUCAGAAAUCUAACAAGAAGAUCCUGAUGUGGCUGGUGGGCCUGCAGAAUGUCUUCUCGCACCAAUUACCUCGCAUGCCCAAAGAGUACAUCACGCGGCUGGUUUUUGACCCUAAGCACAAGACCUUAGCCCUCAUUAAAGAUGGGCGUGUCAUCGGGGGCAUCUGUUUUAGGAUGUUUCCCACUCAAGGUUUCACGGAGAUCGUCUUCUGCGCCGUCACCUCCAAUGAGCAAGUGAAGGGCUACGGCACGCACUUGAUGAACCACCUGAAGGAGUACCACAUCAAACACAACAUCCUCUACUUUCUCACCUACGCUGACGAAUACGCCAUCGGCUACUUCAAGAAGCAGGGCUUCUCGAAAGACAUCAAAGUGCCCAAAAGUCGCUACCUGGGCUACAUUAAAGAUUACGAGGGAGCCACGCUGAUGGAGUGCGAGUUGAACCCCAGGAUUCCCUACACGGAGCUGUCGCACAUCAUCAAGCGGCAGAAAGAGAUCAUCAAGAAGCUGAUUGAGAGGAAGCAGAAUCAGAUCAGGAAAGUCUACCCGGGCCUGACCUGCUUCAAGGAGGGCGUGCGGCAGAUCCCCGUGGAGAGCAUUCCGGGCAUAAGAGAAACUGGAUGGAAGCCGAGCGUUAAGGAGAAAGUGAAAGAAGUGAAGGACCCCGAUGUGUUGUACAACAUGCUGAAGAACCUUCUUGCUCAGAUCAAGACUCACCCUGACGCUUGGCCAUUCAUGGAGCCCGUCAAGAAGUCUGAAGCGCCCGAUUAUUACGAGAUCAUCCGCUUCCCCAUCGACCUGAAGACCAUGACGGAGCGCUUGAAGAACCGCUACUACGUGACCAAGAAGCUUUUCAUCGCCGACCUGCAGCGCAUCAUCACCAAUUGCCGCGAGUACAACCCGCCCGACAGCGAGUACUGCAAGUCGGCCAACACGCUGGAGAAGUUCUUCUACUUUAAACUCAAAGACGGCGGCCUCAUAGAGAAAUGA